UCACAGAACCACAUGAAGUGGUUUCAUUAAAAUGACCCAACAAAUAGAUGAUAUGCAAUACAAAAAAAUAUACAACUCAAACAAAGUUGUUCCAGUUGUUAUUUACAUUUUCGUACGUUAACCCCCCCCCCACACACUUCAUACCACUUUAUGUGUAUUCCUCUACUUCUCAUUGGGAAACAUUGUGCUUCAUGAAUUCGUUUAGUUCCGUUUAGCCAAUGAAAUGUGCAUCCGUGAUAAUAAUCUAAUAACAAUCCAUGGCAUCGAAGUAAUCUAUUCUUCAGAACUUUAUUGUUUGUAUUUUUUUCUGUAAGUUGAGAAGAGCGAAACGUGUUUUUUUUGGGGGGGGGGGCGUGUCACGGGAGAGACGAGAGAGAGAGUUUGUCUCGGGCCACUCCCUCUUUAGAAACCGUUCCAUCAAACUUCUCUCGGUCGAAGGAUUUCACUGUGGGCGCACGGCUGCAAGGAGUGAGAGAGAGAGACCAUGACUGAGGAAACAGCCACGGGACCCACUGAUCGAGGCGUGGGGCCUGACAAGGGGGCCCGCGAAAAGGGGUCUCUGCCCAGGGGGAAGUGGGCCAACAACAAGGAGUUCUUGCUCUCCAUGACCGGGGUGAUCGUUGGCUUCGGAUCCCUGUGUCAUUUUCCUUUUCUGUGCUUCAAGAAUGGAGGAGCGGUCUUCCUCAUCCCUUACUUUGUGAUCCUCAUGUUCUUUGGCCUCCCUCUCUUCUUCCUGGAGACGGCAUUGGGCCAGUACACCAGUGAGGGCGGCGUCACGGCCUGGAGAAAGAUCUGUCCCAUGUUUGAGGGGUUGGGGAUUGCAACGCAGAUGAUUGUGUUUUAUUUGAACACCUACCACGUUGUUUGGUUGGCCUACGCCAUCUUCUACCUGGUCAACUGCUUCAAGAGUCCUCUGCCCUGGACGUCGUGUGACAACUGGUGGAACACGGAUUCGUGCCACAGUCACGUCAGCGCCUUCGCCAACCCCCAUAUGUUUCGCCCCGACUUCAACUGGUCCUUCCUAAAUAACAUCACCUCGUCCGAGUUCUUUGAGAACGACUCGUUCUUUUCCAGCAAUGAAACAGACCAAGACCAAAUGGCUGUGCCGGAAGUGGAGUUCUGGAUGAACCGUGUGUUGAGGAUGUCAGGUGACAUGUCCCUGGGCACCGUGCACUGGGACCUGGCUCUGUGUCUCCUGCUGGCCUGGCUCAUAUGUUACUUCUGCGUAUGGAAGGGGAUCAGGUCCUCCGGGAAGGUGGUCUACUUCACUGCCACAUUCCCCUACCUGCUGCUGCUCCUCCUCUUCUUCCGUGGCGUGACCCUCCCCGGAGCUGCAACAGGCCUGGGGUACUACCUCACACCCGACUUCAGCCGGCUCGCUGACCCAUUUAUGUGGCUGGAUGCAAUGACUAAUGUGAUCUACUCCUACGCGUUGAGCCAUGGAGUCCUGACCGCUCUGGGGAGCUACAACCGAUACAACAACGACUGCUACAGUGCCGUCUCAAGAUGCGGACUCGUCCUGUUCUCUCGCAGGGACUGCCUGGUGCUGUGCGGCCUGAACAGUGCCACCUGCAUCUUCUCCGGUGUCGUCGUGUACUCAGUGCUGGGAUUCCUCGCUGAACAGCAGGGGAUGGCGGUGGGGGAUGUCGCCGCCGCGGGUUCAUCUUUGGCCUUCAUAGCCUUUCCCGUGGUCCUGUCGUUGCUGCCUGCCCCAUCUUUUUGGGCCGUGGUCUUCUUCCUCAUGUUCUUCUUUCUGGGCCUAGACUCUCAGUUUUUGUGCGUGGAGGGCCUGGCCACAGCCAUCACGGACAUGUUCCCACGUCACCUGAGGAGGCCCGGGGCGAGAGAGAUACUGGUCCUGGUCAUGGUCGUGGUUUUCUUCCUACUGGGGCUGCCGCUCGUCACCGAGGGAGGGAUAGUUAUCUUUUAUCUGGUGGACAACUAUGGUGCCAGUCCCAUCGGUCUCCUCUUCAUCGCCUGCUUGGAGUGUGUUAUCAUUGCCUGGGUGUACGGAGCGGACCGUUUCUAUGACAACAUUGAGGACAUGAUCGGGUACCCGCCAUUCCCAGUGCUGAAGUACUGCUGGCUGUUCAUCACGCCGCUCCUCUGUGGGGUCACGUUUCUGUAUAAUCUGUCAGCCAUACACAGUAUUAACGUGUACGGUUAUCAACCUGGAUCCUGGGGCCCCAAGUUCGGUGCUGUACUUAUCGCCGUGCCGCUGAUGUGCAUCCCUCUCUUUGUUUUGGUCUCGCUGUGGCGGAACGCCCAAAACAUGACUACACCGUCCAGCGACCUGCGCCAGGCGCGGCCACACAAGCCUCUGCUCACGUUGUGUAAAUACGUCAUCGUCAAGUCCCAGGGGCCGCCGGCCCGGACCGUGGACGACAGCAACGAGAAGAUGAGGAUGGAGGAACCCAGCGGCGUUUGACGGCCAUUGACGGCACUUGUAGACUCGCAGCAAACGAUGGGGCGUUGGCGGAAUCAAUGAAUUCCCUACUCAUCUGUGACAAGUAAACACACAUUAUUAUCAUUUUUUUACAAAGGUUUACAAAUGUUUACAUAUUUCAUGAGUCAGGGAGAUUUUUGGUUUUGAUUUAUGUUGUUGUUGGUUUUGACAAUACAUUAAUCUGCACCAUUUAAAAAGCUCAUACUAUACAUACAUUACUCCUGCACAUGUAAUCCUACAUAUAAUCGUACCAAUCCACUCAUAUUUGGAGAAAUCUCUCUUUCUGUCUGUCUGACCUUCAAUUUUGUCGAUAACUUUAAUGAUGGGGUGUUGGUGACAUGGUUAAAUGUCUGUCUGACAACCACUUGUCCAAUCAACUCCAAACUUGUCCGGUGUGUUGCUAUGGACCCUCAGUUUUGACUGAAGGUUUUUUGAAGUGUUGCUUGAGCAGUUGAGAAAAUCUAAAUCCACCCAGACACGGAUUUCUCCUCAGCUCCCCUGUAACAUUGUUGGACAUUUUAAAUACAAAAUCGACGAACCAGAACUAAAAAAUAUUGCCUUUUUUUUUAUUCCACCUUUCUCCUUGUCAAAACCUGGCAUCCACAUUACCCACAAUGCAACUCAACGGCCCACACUGUGUUCAGAGAUUUGGUCGUCUGUCAAAGCCCUCAAGAAGAGAUCAGAAGGGGUUUGGUUUGCUCACUACUCUUUAACGCCACUCUCCCAGAUUUUUAUAAUUUUUAAACUUGUUCUGCUUAAAAACACUAAUGAGGUCGUUCAUCUACCACAUUUGAGUCAUUAUAGUUCAUUUUUAAUCAAAUCAAAGCGGACAAAACUACAAAACUACACUCAAAGAAUGCAAAAUGUGUCUGUUUGUGGGGUAUGGGUAUAUGAAUUAUGUUAUUGUGAGUUGUGCACUGAGCAAACGUGUGCAUACUGCACUGCUCAUUUUUUUGUUAUUGAGAAAAAUAUAUCUUUUUUACAUAUAUACAACCAAAUUGUACAGAUUUUUGUUUGAGAAUUUGCAUAAAAAUCCUCAUCUCAAUAUGUCUGUGUGCAGAUGCUGAUAAACUUUAACAAUCUCAUUAAAAAUAUCAGUAUGCUAAA
Scophthalmus maximus (turbot) is the source of this 3553-nucleotide messenger RNA. RefSeq names its product sodium- and chloride-dependent betaine transporter. The coding region runs from base 485 to 2428 and encodes 647 amino acids. Gene Ontology annotation, biological process: sodium ion transmembrane transport. The transcript is spliced from 16 exons. Lineage: Eukaryota; Metazoa; Chordata; Actinopteri; Pleuronectiformes; Scophthalmidae. The record is from RefSeq and is a predicted model, not a curated record. Gene Ontology annotation, cellular component: membrane.